GUCACCUACUCCAGAGAGAAUCAGAACAAUGUCAUACGUUUUUGUAAACGACUCUUCCCAGACAAAUGUGCCGCUGCUGCAGGCUUGCAUUGAUGGAGAUUUUAAUUAUUCCAAACGACUGUUAGAGAGUGGUUUCGACCCAAAUAUUCGUGACAGCCGAGGCCGAACUGGCCUUCACCUUGCUGCAGCCAGAGGAAAUGUAGACAUUUGUCAACUCCUGCAUAAAUUUGGUGCUGACCUACUAGCCACUGAUUACCAAGGUAACACAGCCCUUCACCUGUGUGGGCAUGUGGACACCAUCCAGUUCCUAGUUUCUAAUGGACUUAAAAUUGAUAUUUGCAAUCACCAAGGUGCAACACCACUUGUUCUUGCAAAACGAAGGGGUGUGAAUAAAGAUGUGAUUAGACUGCUGGAGUCUUUAGAGGAGCAAGAAGUGAAAGGAUUUAACAGAGGAGCUCACUCAAAGCUGGAAACGAUGCAAACUGCUGAAAGUGAAAGUGCGAUGGAAAGCCAUUCCCUCCUUAAUCCAAACCUACAGCAAGGUGAAGGAGUUCUUUCCAGUUUCCGCACGACAUGGCAAGAGUUUGUGGAAGACCUGGGCUUCUGGAGGGUGCUGCUCCUCAUCAUUGUCAUUGCUCUGCUGUCGCUUGGAAUAGCAUACUAUGUUAGUGGGGUGCUUCCUUUUGUAGAAAACCAGCCUGAACUGGUGCACUGAGGCAAAUGCAAAGUGCACUGUCCUUUUCCCUGUUUUGAUCUUGGUUUGAGCUUCUUGGAACUAUUCUCUUGGUGCAGGCAGUGGCACCUGUAUAUACUGUUUGGCUUAUUAUUAACCCCUUUGAAAGGCGGAUUAAUUCCUUUCAAGUAAAACACUAAAUUCUAAAGCAUUCCUAAGCUACCUCUUACUUGACUUGCAAGCAAGAUGUGAAGAUAAUCCUCUCUGUUGAUGAAAUACUAUGAUUAGAAAAGGCCUUUCAUGAUGAAUAUUAAAUUCAUAAUUUAAUUAACAAUUAAAAUAUACCCUAGUACAGAACCAAAUUUGAUUUCCCUAUGAAGAGAGGUAAAUCUGUUGUUGGAUUUUUUUU
This is a messenger RNA of Leptosomus discolor (cuckoo roller), 1082 nucleotides long. The record is from RefSeq and is a predicted model, not a curated record. NCBI's taxonomy places the organism in Eukaryota, Metazoa, Chordata, Aves, Leptosomiformes, Leptosomidae.